Molecule: messenger RNA, 1446 nt
Organism: Sitophilus oryzae (rice weevil)
Lineage: Eukaryota; Metazoa; Arthropoda; Insecta; Coleoptera; Curculionidae
Exons: 3
Coding region: 276-563 (95 amino acids)
Source: RefSeq, a predicted model, not a curated record
CGUACCAAAAUCGACACAAUUCGGCACGACUUGGCAACGCAGCGACUGAAACGUGUACGGAAACAUUAAUUAGUUUUGUAAAUCGAGUUGGCCGAGAAAAACAUAAUCAUCAGUCCGUCAGUAGGUUCAGUUGUUGUCAUUGAAUUUUUCUGUCGGUUUUCCUCAGUGUUUUCGAAAAUUUUGAAUGAAGUGUCAUUGAGUGAGUGAAAUUUUAAGACAAAUAAUAAUCCAGGACAAGAAAUAUUUAUUAUCUGUUCAUCAUAGUCGAUAAAAAAAUGUCUGAAAAUUUCAAGGUGCCUGAACCAGAAUGGAUUCUGGAUCAAAAUGGAAAUGGACCCAUGUUCUGGCGGAGGGAUAUCAGUGAGGAACAAAGUUCGAGGGUGAAAUUUAAACACGACGUGGAAAUAAAGGAGUUCCACAGGAAUCCCCAUGAACUCCUGGAACCACUUUGGACGCAGGAAAUUCAAACCCCCACAGCCUUCACCACCAGUAUGGCUUGUAUUGUGUGCCUGACAGUAUCUUUAGUACUACCCUGGUAUAUCCUAGGCGGUACGCUUUACUGACCUCUAGAUAAUUUAAUCGUUGACUUUAUAUCGUGCUAAUUAUGAACAAAUGUUCGUAUUUUCGGUGUAUGAGCUCGAUCACACCACUUCGAUGGGAAUCAUCAACACAUACUGGGCUCGUGAACUGCCGGAUUGCGUAAAAAUAAUACAGAGUGGUAGAUAGUGGACAUUUUACGAUAGUACGAAGAAGAUUGUACAUAUUGUAUAAACUAAAAAAACAGUAUGCUGUAGAAAUAGUAUAAAAUUUAAUUUAUUACACCGUUAUUUAGAAAUAUCACUCAUUUGACAACCCACACCAACACACAUUAUGAAUCUAGACUCACUUAAGCAUCAAUAUAUUUUGAAAAAAUUGAAAUCCAUAAACAACGAAAAAAAAUGGCAAUAAUGGCAGCAAAUACAAGGUUUAUUUAGCUAAUAAUUAUUAAAAAUAUAUUAUAAUUUAUAAAAUGCGAUCAGAAAAGCAGUGUUAGAGAUGGCUUUCAAAUGAACAUCGCGGUCAGCAUAACUGAUUGUAGCGCCGAUUUUUUUCGCUCAUGCCGUAUUUACCUAUUAGGGUCGCUGAUAUGUAUGGGAACGGUUGAUUAUUACGUAAAAUACACAAGGUACCGCAAAAAGUUAAAUACAAAAGUUAUAGAGUUUUUAAAUGUCUAAUUGGUCAUAAAGUUGUGGCACAUAAUUUUUUUUAAAUGCAACUCCCUGUAUAUUAUUGCAUAUUUCAAUUCUUCCUCCAAUUUUCAACAAUUAUCGUAAUACACAUAAUGUACUUAAAUUUAACCAUUUCUGAAUUAUGAAGGUUUUAUUAUGAAAUGUUAAACAAAAAUUUUGUCAUUUCCAGACUUGAUAUAAUCUCAUUUUAUACAUCUAUAAAUGCUAACUUAAAAAC